This is a messenger RNA of Ziziphus jujuba (common jujube), 1391 nucleotides long. Its product is annotated as gibberellin 2-beta-dioxygenase. The transcript has 3 exons. The record is from RefSeq and is a predicted model, not a curated record. The coding region runs from base 165 to 1163 and encodes 332 amino acids. Lineage: Eukaryota; Viridiplantae; Streptophyta; Magnoliopsida; Rosales; Rhamnaceae. Gene Ontology annotation, biological process: response to light stimulus; gibberellin catabolic process.
UUUCUAACGCCUCAGGCCCUCUCAUGCAUUACCAAUUUCUUCACAAAUUCGCCAAUUUAAAACCCAUCACCCUCUAAGCAAUCCCACCAAACAAAACUCCAUCUCAUUCUAAACUAUCUCUGUCUCUCUCUGUUUUCUCUCUGUUUUCCUUCUCCAAAAAAACCAUGGUGGUUCUUUCUCAGCCAGCAUUUGACCAUCUCUCCCUAACCGAAGCAUACAAGCCCACCACCUUGUUCGCUGGAAUUCCAGUGGUAGACCUCUCCGACCCUUCUGCAAGGGCCCUCAUAGUCAAGGCCUGUGACGAUUUCGGUUUCUUCAAGGUGGUUAAUCAUGGCAUCCCAGUAGAGUUCAUGACCAUACUUGAAGCUGAAGCUCUCAGGUUCUUCAACCUGCCUCAGUCUGAGAAAGACAGGGCAGGACCUCCCGACCCAUUUGGCUAUGGAAACAAAAGAAUUGGACCAAACGGAGAUGUGGGUUGGAUUGAAUACCUCCUCCUCAACACCAAUCCCAAUAUCGUAUCCAACAAGACAAUCUCCAUUCUCAAGGAAAACCCAGAAAUAUUCAGUUGUGCAGUGAAAAACUAUAUUUCAGCAGUGAAGAAGAUGACCCUUCGAGUGUUGGAAUUGAUGGCUGAUGGGUUGGGGAUUAGACAGAGGAAUGUGUUCAGCAAGCUGUUGAAGGAUGAAAGAAGCGACUGUUGUUUCAGGCUGAACCACUAUCCGCCAUGCCCAGAGCUUCAAGCAUUGAGUGGGCGAAAUUUGAUUGGGUUUGGGGAGCACACAGACCCACAGAUCAUAUCUGUCCUGAGAUCCAACGACACAUCAGGGUUGCAAAUCUGUCUGAGAGAUGGGACUUGGGCUUCAGUCGAACCUGAUCAGAACUCCUUUUUCAUCAAUGUUGGUGAUUCGUUGCAGGUAAUGACCAAUGGGAGGUUUAGAAGUGUGAAGCAUAGAGUUUUGGCUGACAUUAUGAAAUCAAGGAUUUCAAUGAUCUACUUUGGAGGACCACCUUUGAAUGAAAAGAUAGCACCUUUACCAUCUCUAUUGGCUGAAGGAGAAAAGAAGCUGUACAAGGAAUUCACAUGGUGUGAAUACAAAAAAUCUGCGUACAAGUCAAGGCUAGCAGAUAACAGGCUUAGUCUCUUUGAGAAUGCUGAAAAAUAGAUUUUUAAGGAAGCUUGAGAAACUAUUAAAGUAGAUGCCUCGUAAUCAUUUUUAUUUUUCAAAUUAAUGUUUUUAACCUUUCAUAAAUUGUUUUAUAAGUAUCUUGUUUUUAAAUAAGUGUUUGUUUGUAAUAUAAAAAGAUACUACUUAUUUAUUAGUCCAAAUGCCAUUGUAAUAUGACUUUUCAUUUUCUUUAAUACUAAAUAUAUAAGAGUUCAGUUUUAUGUC